Molecule: messenger RNA, 4003 nt
Organism: Odobenus rosmarus divergens (Pacific walrus)
Lineage: Eukaryota; Metazoa; Chordata; Mammalia; Carnivora; Odobenidae
Gene: ITGA3
Product: integrin, alpha 3 (antigen CD49C, alpha 3 subunit of VLA-3 receptor)
Exons: 26
Coding region: 474-3626 (1050 amino acids)
Biological process (GO): leukocyte migration; integrin-mediated signaling pathway; cell adhesion mediated by integrin
Cellular component (GO): external side of plasma membrane; integrin complex
Molecular function (GO): integrin binding
Source: RefSeq, a predicted model, not a curated record
UUUCCCCGGAAGGAAAGCGGAGCCCGGGCUGGGCGCGCAAGGUGGGGAGGUGCGGGCUUGGGCGUGGGGAGGCGGGGCGCGCGCGGAGGGGACCGCUCCCUCCAGUCUUCCUUGCGGUCGACGGCUCUGCGUUCCCAGAUCCGCCGCCGAGCCGGGAUCGAAGGCUACAGUGCGGCCGAGGGGGCGCGGCCGGGACGAGCUGGGGGCAGGGUGCCCGGGGCGGGGGGCGGUGACCCGCCGGCCGGGCGGGCGGGAGAGUAGACCCGCGAACCUCGGAGAGGAAUCUGAGAGCGCAGACCCUGAGCGGACGUGAAACUGACCGGGGCUGGGGGUCAGAAACUUCUCAGCGCUGCCGGGCUCAGCGACGCAGCCCGCCCCAGUGUUCUCCGGUGGCGCGGGGAGCAGGUGAACCGGUCCUCACUCCCGGCUCCACGCCCUCACGCGCUCUCGCCCCGGCCCCCGCCCCCGCAGCCAUGGGCCCCGGCCCCCGCCGCGCCGCCUGCGUCCCGCGCCCGAUGCUCUGCGCGCUCGCCUUGAUGGUAGCCGCCGGCAGCAGCGUCGCCUCCGCCUUCAACCUGGACACCCGAUUCCUGGUGGUGAAGGAGGCCAGGAACCCGGGCAGCCUCUUCGGCUACUCGGUCGCCCUCCAUCGGCAGACGGAGCGGCAGCAGCGCUACCUGCUCCUGGCUGGUGCCCCCCAGGACCUCACCAUGCCUGAUGGCUACACCAACCGGACUGGUGCUGUGUACCUGUGCCCACUCACUGCCCACAAGGAUGACUGUGAGCGGAUGGACAUCUCGGAGAAAAGUGACCCUGACCGUCACAUUAUUGAGGACAUGUGGCUCGGGGUGACGGUGGCCAGCCAGGGCCCUGCGGGCCGAGUCCUGGUCUGCGCCCACCGCUACACCCAGGUGCUAUGGUCAGGGUCGGAGGACCAGCGGCGCAUGGUGGGCAAGUGCUACGUGCGGGGCAAUGACCUCGAGCUGGACCCCACCGAUGACUGGCAGACCUACCACAAUGAGAUGUGCAACAGCAACACCGACUACCUGGCGACAGGCAUGUGCCAAUUGGGCACCAGCGGCGGCUUCACCCACAAUACCGUGUACUUCGGCGCUCCCGGGGCCUACAACUGGCAAGGAAACAGCUACAUGAUUCAGCGGAAGGACUGGGAUUUAUCCGAAUAUAGUUAUAAGGACCCAGAGGACCAAGGGAACCUCUAUAUUGGAUACACAGUGCAGGUGGGCAGCGCCAUCCUGCACCCCACGGACAUCACCAUCGUGACAGGUGCCCCACGGCACCGACAUAUGGGUGCUGUCUUCUUGCUGAGCCAGGAGGCAGGCGGAGACCUGCGCAGGAGGCAGGUGCUGGAGGGCACGCAGGUGGGCGCCUAUUUUGGCAGCGCCAUUGCCCUGGCAGACCUGAACAAUGAUGGGUGGCAGGACCUCCUGGUGGGCGCCCCAUACUACUUUGAGCGGAAAGAAGAGGUAGGGGGUGCCCUCUAUGUCUUCAUGAACCAGGCAGGCACCUCCUUCCCUGCCCACCCCUCCCUCCUUCUCCACGGCCCCAGUCGCUCCGCCUUUGGUUUCUCCGUGGCCAGCAUUGGUGACAUCAACCAGGACGGAUUCCAGGACAUUGCUGUGGGAGCCCCGUUCGAGGGCUUGGGCAAAGUGUACAUCUAUCAUAGCAGCUCCAGGGGGCUCCUGGGACGGCCGCAGCAGGUAAUCCAGGGGGAGGAGCUGGGACUGCCCGGCUUGGCCACCUUUGGCUACUCACUGAGUGGGCGGAUGGACGUGGAUGAGAACUCCUACCCAGACCUGCUGGUAGGGAGCCUGUCAGACCGCAUCGUGCUGCUUCGGGCACGGCCUGUCAUCAAUAUCCUCCACAAGACCUUGGUGGCCAGGCCAUCUGUGCUGGACCCUGCGCUCUGCACAACCACCUCCUGCGUGCAGGUGGAGCUGUGCUUUGCUUACAACCAGAGCGCCGGGAACCCCAACUACAAGCGAAACAUCACCCUGGCCUACACGCUGGAGGCCGACCGGGACCGCAGACCGCCUCGGCUUCGCUUUGCACGCAGCCAGUCAGCCGUCUUCCACGGCUUCUUCUCCAUGCCCGACAUGCGCUGCCAGACGCUGGAACUGCUCCUGAUGGAUAACGUCCGCGACAAACUCCGCCCCAUCAUCAUCUCGAUGAACUACUCUUUACCUUUGAGGAUGCCCGAGCGCCCCCGGCUGGGGCUGCGGUCCCUAGACCCCUAUCCGGUGCUGAACCAGGCGCAGGCUCUGGAGAACCACACCGAGGUCCACUUCCAGAAAGAGUGCGGCCAGGACAACAAAUGCGACAGCAACUUGCAGAUGCAGGCGGCCUUCGUGUCGGAGCUGGGGCUGCCGCUGAGCAGGCUGCAGUACAGCAGAGAUGGCCGGAAACUGCUCCUGAGCAUCAACGUGACCAACACCCCGAGCAGGGAGCGCGCUGGGGAAGACGCCCACGAGGCGCUGCUCACCCUGGCGGUGCCUCCCGCCCUGCUGCUGUCCUCAGUGCGCCCCGCUGGGAUGUGCCAGGCCAAUGAGACCAUUGUCUGUGAGCUGGGGAACCCCUUCAAACGGAACCAGAGGAUGGAGCUGCUCAUUGCCUUCGAGGUCACCGGAGUGACCCUGCACACAAGAGAACUCCAGGCGCAGCUGCAGCUCUCCACGUCAAGUCACCAGGACAACCUGUGGCCCGUGACCCUGACUCUGCAGGUGGACUACACACUCCAGGCCUCACUCAGCAUAGUGAAUUACCGGCUACAAAGCUUCUUCGGAGGGACAGUGAUGGGCGAGUCUGGCAUGAAAACUGUGGAGGAUGUGGGAAGCCCCCUCAAGUAUGAGUUCCAGGUGGGCCCCAUGGGGGAAGGGCUGGCAGCCCUGGGGACCCUGGCCCUAGGGCUGGAGUGGCCCUACGAAGUCAUCAAUGGCAAGUGGCUGUUGUACCCUACAGACAUCACCAUCCAUGGCAAUGGGUCCUGGCCCUGCCGGCCACCUGGAGACCUCAUCAACCCUCUGAAUCUCACUCUCUCUGUCCCUGGCGACGGGCCGUCUCCACAGCGCAGGCGGAGACAGCUGGACCCAGGGGGAGGCCCGGCCCCCCCGCCAGUCACUCUGGCUGCUACCAAGAAAGCCAAGUCUGAGACAAAGCUGAAGUGUGGCAGUGACCAGGCCCGUUGUGUGUGGCUGGAGUGCCCCAUUCCUGAUACCCCUGUCAUCACCAAUGUGACAGUGCAGGCCCGAGUAUGGAAUAGCACCUUCAUUGAGGAUUACAGAGACUUUGACAGAGUCAGCGUAUCCGGCUGGGCUACCCUGUUCCUCCGAACGAGCAUCCCUACCAUCAACAUGGAGAACAAGACCGUGUGGUUCUCCGUGGACAUUGACUCUGACCUGGUGGAGGAGCUACCAGCGGAGAUCGAGCUGUGGCUGGUGCUCGUGGCUGUGGGUGCGGGGCUGCUGCUCCUGGGGCUGAUCAUCCUCCUGCUGUGGAAGUGCGGCUUCUUCAAGCGAGCCCGCACUCGCGCCCUGUAUGAAGCUAAGAGGCAGAAGGCGGAGAUGAAGAGCCAGCCGUCAGAGACAGAGAGGCUGACCGACGACUACUGAGGGGGGCAGCCCCCUGCCCCCGGCCCACCUGGUGUGACUUCUUUAAGCGGACCCGCUAUUACCGGAUCAUGCCCAAGUACCACGCGGUGCGGAUCCGGGAGGAGGAGCGCUACCCACCCCCAGGGAGCACCGUGCCUACCAAGAAGCACUGGGUGACCAGCUGGCAGACGCGGGACCGAUACUACUGAUAUCCUCCCUGAUCCCACCCCUGCUCCCCCAGUGCCCCUCCUAUUUAUCAUAUGUUAUGCCCCUGACAGGCCACAGGGGCCACUGCCUUUGGCCGGCGCCAGCAGGUCCGGGCAGACACAGCCCUGCUAGCACAGGCAUGUGCGUCUGGCCGCGGGCUUCUCCCCGCAGGAGCAUGGGGGCCGUGGGCC